Cylindrotheca closterium is the source of this 1749-nucleotide messenger RNA. The record is from the annotation of a GenBank genome assembly. Lineage: Eukaryota; Bacillariophyta; Bacillariophyceae; Bacillariales; Bacillariaceae.
AUGCUCAAGAUAUCACUAACGCGCCAGUGCUUAUCGCAUUUGGUGGUAGCGGUGAUUUUCUUUCAGCUUGGAGCCAUGACGACGACGACGACGACAACGACUACGACAUCAUCAUCUUCCACCACCAGCUGUCUUUCGUUAGGAACAAUGAAUAAUGCUGCUAGCAGAAGCGAGGAUUGGGAUUUGCAAUUGAAUCAAAGACGGAUACGCAAAUCUGAUGAUGGCCCGAAACGCGUGGGAUCUUCGCUGAGGCAUCAGCAAGGGAAAUCAUGGAAUAUGCAAACAUAUGGACGACCGACAAAAACUUAUUCUUCAACAUCCGAUAAUAAGUCUCAGCUGACGAAGGAGUUUGUUCACGGCAUGGCUUGGAUUCCAAGGGAAGAAUUCGUGAAAACGUUUGACACAGGGGUAGCGAUCGAUAACGCUGGAGCUGGAGCUCAAGGCAAAAACAGCAGUGUCUUGUUACUGUAUGCCAAUCAGAAGUCUUUGCCCAAUACGCAAGGUUUGUUGGACAAUCAAAAUCCUGGAACGGUGCCCUCCAAUCCACUCGAGGCGACUGAAAAUUGCAACGAGCUACAAGUAAUUCUUGCCUCUACCAAGCGAAAGAAUCGAUGCAUUGCCAUUAUGGAGAAUUGGGGUGGGUCACCGCACAUGUAUAGAUUUUUGCGUCAUGACGAUUCCAAACAGCUUCGAUUGGGUGGGCGAUUCUUUGAUCCUGCGGGUGGAGCAGCUCGAUGGCAGAAGCCUCCGCCUCGGCCAAUGACGCACAAUUUCUGGAAGCAAUUGGCAGACUUUUUGAUUCAUUACGACAAGACCUGGCAAGACUUGAAGCCGGUUGCUGAUAAAGUUGCUCUUGCGGGAGGAAGGGGCGAUCCAAGCGCCACAGAGGAUGGAAUUUCUAGGGGAGCAAUCACGGUCAUGGUAUCAAACUAUGGUCAUGCAAACUUGCUACUUAACUUUGUGUGUGCUGCCAAGAGCGUUGGCUUCAAUCUGGAUAAUGUACUUUUGUUCGCCAUGGAUGAGGAGACGUACGAGUUGGCGCAAAAGCUUGGUCUUGAAUCCUUUUAUCCCAAACACAUAUUCGAAGGAUACAUCCCAAAGAAGGAAUUGGAAAAGUACAGCUUUGGUGAUGGCAAGUUCGCCAAGAUCAUGAUGGGUAAAAUCUAUUCAGUUCAGCUCGUCAACGAUUUGGGAUAUGAUGUACUAUUUCAAGACUUGGACGUGGUUCCAUUGCGACCCGAUAUCAUGGAGUAUUUUUAUUCAGGACGAAAGGAUGCCGCAUAUGUGGACAUGUUCUUUCAGUACGACCGAAAUCACAACUCGGAACAAGCUCCAUACAGUGCCAAUUCGGGAUUCUAUUUUGUGAAGUACAAUCAAAAGACGAACUACUUCUUUAGCGUGCUGGCUCGGAUGGGUGAUCUGGUUUUGAAAACGGGAAGUCACCAGCAGGCCAUGUCCGUUCUCAUGGGAGAACACAUGGCGACACAUGGGCUCAAGGUCAAAGUAAUGGGAGGGGAAGGAGAAGAUUCACACCUAUUUCCAAAUGGCUGGCAUUUUCACCGGUCUAAGAAUGAGUACAUGAAGGAACUGAAGGACGGAAAGCAAACACCAUACAUUUUCCACAUGAAUUGGAAUAAUAAUGGAAAGGAAAAACAGGACUUGAUGAAGGAUUCUGGAUUUUGGUUUGUGGAAGACUCUUGUCCUGUUACCAAUCUUCCCUCGGAUAUCAAAACAUGUUGCAAGCGAUGA